Molecule: messenger RNA, 2193 nt
Organism: Candidozyma haemuli
Lineage: Eukaryota; Fungi; Ascomycota; Pichiomycetes; Serinales; Metschnikowiaceae
Gene: PIN4
Product: Pin4p
Exons: 1
Coding region: 1-2193 (730 amino acids)
Cellular component (GO): cytoplasm; nucleus
Molecular function (GO): mRNA binding
Source: RefSeq, a predicted model, not a curated record
AUGGACUUGAGAAACCUUUCCAGCACACCUAAUCAGUUGGACACGGUCAUGCAACGCAGACCGUCGCUUUCGUCUUUAUCUUCAACUUCAGGCUAUGCCCUGUCGAGCUACGCUGGCGGCGCCUCGGCGGCCAACGGCCAGGCUUCGUCGAACGUUGUUGCUGGGGGCGCCAACCCUAUGCAUCAGGCUUCCAACCUGGAGAACCACACACCGCAGAUGUCUCUGCUAAAGCUUUCUGGCGACCAGGGCAAUCGCAUGUACUCGGGAAUGCUGAGUAACUCGUCCAGUACGAACUUGGCUGCCGCCGGUGGCAUUCCUCCUGCUCUGGUGGUGAGCAACGUGGUCCCUUGGGUCGAGCAACAGAAACAACAGCAGGCCUUGACCAUGAACUCGUUGGAUAACGGGAAAAAGGGCUCGCUGCAGAAACUGGCUCCGUUGUCUGGGCCUGACGCCUCUCCUAGCAUUGCACCUAUGGUGACCACUUCCGCUAACGCCUCUACCACCAUGGAGGAUGACGAUGACGAGUUGAUUCCUACUGCUAUCGUCAUCAAGAAUAUCCCUUUUGCCAUUAAAAAGGAGCAGUUGUUGGAUGUCAUGACGAAACUCAACUUGCCUUUGCCUUAUGCGUUCAACUACCACUUUGACAACGGUGUUUUCCGUGGUUUGGCUUUUGCCAACUUUACUUCCACUGAUGAGACCUCUAUGGUUGUGAAUCAGUUGAAUGGUAGAGAGAUUGGCGGCAGAAAGUUGAGAGUUGAGUAUAAAAAGAUGUUGCCUGCUCAGGAAAGAGAGAGAAUCGAGAGAGAAAAGAGGGAGAAGAGGGGCCAGUUGGAAGAACAGCACCGUUCAAACUCCAACGCCUCUUUGGCCUCGCUUAUAAGUGCCGCCUCUACUACUGCUGCCACCAAGAACCUUAGUGUCAACGGUGCUCAGUACAACUCUCAAACAGAGCGUUUAUUGACUCAUUUCCCUCUGAGCAACGCCAACAUGCCACCUCCUCCAGUAGAGGUCAACUUUAACGACCCUGACGUGCUUGAGUUGUACUCCCAGUUGCUCACUUACAGAGAUGACAACUCCAAGCUCAUUUUCGAGUUGGCUUUCCCAGCUAACAUUUCAUUGCAACACCGUAAGGUGUUCUCUCUUUUGUGCUCCUACCUUAACUUGUUGGAGCUUUACGACAACGGCUUGAUUAUUAUCCGCAGAAAGCCUGGUCAACAAACUAUUCAGCAGCGCCAGCAACAGAGCGCCACAUUUAACCCACAUCUUCAUCAUCAACAACAGGGUUCCGCACCAGCCGCCACUACUCCUCAGCACCAUUCACAGCAGCAGCAGCAGCAUCAGCAGCAGCAUCAGCAGCAUCAGUCUCAACAACUGCAACAGCUGCAGCAGCCACCUCAGCUGGCUGGACAACAGGGUCAGAAUAAUGGCGGCGGUCACCCACAGCACUCUAACUCGAUGAUGAACAUCAACCAAUUACCCGCUUUACUCAGUGGUUACCCAAAUAAUUUGCAGACCCCCAACCCUCACGCUCCCGAGUUGUUGAGAUCUCAGUCUCAAUCGGCGUUGCCAUUGACUAGACUUAGACAGCUGAGCUCUACCCCUGUCCAACAGCAGUACUCACAGUACCCAUCAGGAGGAAUGCCUGGUCACAAGAAUCCGCCCGCAUCUCAAGGUGCUAACUCCAAGUACCAGUCGUUUGUCGGAUACGGCGGAAAUUCUGCUGGCAACCAGAACCAGGUUUCUCAGCUCAGCACUCCCAACUCCAGCAGUGCAGCAGCCUUGUUGAGAUCUUCCAACAACAGGCUGUUUGUGGAUGUUAGAAACACACCACCAUUAGCAGGCACCAUGCCUUCUCAGUCCGUAUCUGACUCGCCCACUCCUCAGCACACUACCACCCACGGUGGUCAUGUGUACCAGGGCCAGCAAGGUCAGAACUUCUUUGGUCAAGGAGCUCAAAUCAGUCAGCCAGGCACUCCAUUGGGAAAUGCUGAUUUGAACAACCGGUUCGCUCCUUUCGGACAGCAUGCCCACCUUAACGGCAGCUUCAGCUCGUUGCAGCCAACAUCUGCCAACAGCGAAGAGUUCUCGUUGGGUGGUGACGGUAUGUCGUCCAAAUUAAACGGCUUGACCUUAGGAAACGGAUACGAGCAGAACAAGAGCAGUGGCAGUGGGAUCUGGGGCCCCAAGAAGUAG